CUUUAGGCACCAACUCAGGAUGUCUUCAGCGGACGGUGAGGUUCCUGUUGGUGGAGCGACUCUCCCUGCGCGUUCUGCCUCUGUUCCUGUCCGGAGUGACGGUGUCUUGGGAGCGGAAGAGCUGUUCUAAUUGGUCUCUGAAUGAGAGAUCAUAAUCUUCAGUUUCCAAGAGGGUCCGUGGAUUCACCGCCCUGCACCGUGCACACCGACUACUGUUCCUCCAUUCAGUCCGAAACACGUGGAUUCGGGAUAUAGCUCAUCUCUGCCUUCGUUUUGUAACGUUUUUUGAAGUCACCAGUGUUUGUGAUUGUGUUGGAUUGUGUGUGUUUUAUUCGGGACGCCUGAGGAAGUUUGUCAACAUUUCAUAAUGAGCGACUUAGAGGAGGACUUCUCAAAAAUUUUGAUGUUGAAGGAGGAGAGGAUUCGCGAUUUGGAGAGGCGUUUAGAAGAAAGAGAAGAUGAAAUUCAUGAGCUCAAAAGAAAACUGCACAAAUGCCAGUCGGUUUUGCCGAGCGCGCAGAUGAUCGGACCCAGGACCCGACGUGCACAGGGGAUAUCGGCAGAGCCGCAAACGCAUCAGGACCUGUUCCGACAAACCUUCAGGAAAUAUGCCAAAUCUGACAGGUCCAAGGAGUUGAUCAAAGAAGCCAUCCUGGAUAAUGACUUCAUGAAGAACCUGGAGAUGUCUCAGAUCCAGGAGAUAGUGGACUGCAUGUACCCGGUGGAGUACGGCAAAGAUAGCUGCAUCAUCAAGGAGGGCGAUGUGGGCUCGCUCGUCUACGUAAUGGAAGCUUUGGUCAAGGUGAAGCUGUGGGCCAUCGACAGACAAUGUUUCCAGACAAUCAUGAUGAGGACAGGCCUCAUCAAGCAUUCAGAAUACAUGGAGUUCUUAAAAAGCGUUCCCACAUUCCAAGGCCACCCUGAGGAGAUCCUCAGCAAAUUAGGUGAUGUCUUAGAGGAGACGCACUAUGAGAACGGAGAUUACAUCAUCCGACAGGGGGCCAGAGGCGACACCUUCUUCAUCAUCAGUAAGGGAAAGGUGACAGUGACGAGAGAGGACUGCCCUGGUGGGGAGCCUGUGUUGCUACAUUCUCUGGGGAAAGGAGACUGGUUUGGAGAGAAAGCACUGCAAGGAGAAGACAUCAGGACAGCUAAUGUCAUUGCAGCCGAAGCAGUUACUUGUCUGGUUAUCGACAGAGACUCCUUUAAACACCUCAUUGGGGGACUGGCAGACGAAUCCAGUAAAGGGCAAGAGGAUGCUGAGGCCAAGGCCAAGUACGAGGUGGAGAACGCCUUCUUCUUCAGCAUCAACCUCGCCGACUUUAACAUCAUCGACACGCUCGGGGUCGGAGGUUUCGGCCGAGUGGAGCUGGUUCAGCUAAAGAGUGACGAGUCCAAGACGUUUGCUAUGAAGAUCCUGAAGAAGCGCCACAUAGUGGACACGCGGCAGCAGGAGCACAUCCGCUCCGAGAAGCUCAUCAUGCAGGAGGCUCACUCCGACUUCAUCGUCAGACUGCACAGGACGUUCAAGGAUAGUAAAUACCUGUACAUGCUCAUGGAGGCGUGUCUGGGAGGAGAACUGUGGACCAUUCUCAGAGAUCGAGGUUCAUUCGAGGACGCCACCACCCGUUUCUACACGGCGUGUGUGGUGGAGGCUUUCGCUUAUCUGCAUUCCAAAGGCAUUAUCUACAGAGACCUCAAACCAGAGAACCUGAUACUGGACCACAGAGGCUAUGCUAAACUAGUGGACUUUGGCUUUGCCAAAAAGAUUGGCUUUGGGAAGAAGACAUGGACGUUCUGUGGUACGCCGGAGUAUGUAGCUCCAGAGAUCAUCCUGAACAAGGGCCAUGACAUCUCAGCGGACUACUGGUCCCUGGGCAUCCUCAUGUACGAGCUGCUCACCGGGAGUCCUCCAUUCUCUGGACCGGAUCCCAUGAAGACUUACAACAUCAUCCUAAGAGGCAUUGACAUGAUUGAAUUCCCAAAGAAGAUCACAAAGAAUGCUGCCAACCUCAUCAAAAAGCUAUGCAGGGACAAUCCGUCUGAAAGACUGGGAAACUUGAAAAAUGGUGUCAAGGACAUCCAAAAGCACAAAUGGUUCGAGGGCUUUAACUGGGACGGUCUACGGAAAGGCACCCUCUCCCCUCCCAUCAUCCCCAACGUAACCUCACCAACGGACACAAGUAACUUUGACAGUUUCCCAGAAGACAACGAGGAACCCCCACCUGAUGACAACUCAGGCUGGGACAUGGAUUUCUGAACCCACCAUACACAGACAGACUGAAAGACUAAAUCCAACUACAUAUAUGCACACACACACACAACCACACACACACACACACACACACACACACACACACACACACACACACACACACACACACACACACAGACACUGUUACAGUGUGGUCUUGGUUCAAGGUCUUAGAGGCAGUCAUAUGAUAGGAAUAGGUCUAGGAUGAGGCCACCAAUAUGUCUUCGCACUGGGAGAGAGCUCAAGUGGGAUUUCAGGGCUUGUUCACACAAACAAACAGACAGACACACACACAAACUCCAAACGUAGCUCAAAUAUAAGCGAUGCCUAUCAAAGAGUGUGACUGCAAAAAGUAUGUGUGGGAAUGUUUGCAAAUGUAUGUUCGGGAGAGAAAGACUUACAUUGACUUAAUUUGCGUGAAUGGACAGUAUGUGUUUAUGUGUGUUCUAUUUAGAUAUUUUUGUGUGGACGCUAUUUACUGUAGGUCAGGAUAGGGUGGGUAGGGGUUGACUCAUAAGGACCUCGUGCAUGUCUCCCAUGACGGCCUCUGACUGGUUGGAACACUGGUUCAUGCACCAAUCUCUGUGAAAAAACGAUGCCUGAGUGUCCAAAAAGCUAAAUGCUCAUUGGCUCAAAUCACUGUAUGUCCAAGCUCAUCCAGCCUAUCAGGAGAGGAGAGCUGUAGACAGACCUGAAUGUUGUUGCUCUUAAUUUAGUCAUGCAUAUGGCACAUGUACAUAGCCACAUAUAAACACUCCAACUCGUGUGCAAACACUCACUUACAUAGCGUAGUAGUAUUUAUCUCUUAAAUGAAAAAGAAAAGACAAAAAGUACAAGGAUGGUUUUGUUUGUAUUUCUUUUAAGUUUACUUCAAGAUUAAGGGACAUAUUUUAUUUUGACUGACCUUACAUUUUCAUGGAUGACCCAUCUGCAAAAGAAGCUUUUGUCACAUACAAUCCCAGCAUUCUCUGACUUUCUCUCUUUUUCUUUCUUACUUUCUUUCUCUCUUUUUCUUUCUCACUUUCUUUCUCUCUCUCUCUCGUAGUUCUGCAGUUAUGUAGGCGUUGUGGAUGAGCAUAUGCUGUGCCGAAUCACAGCCCCACAAAUAGAACACGUGUGCCUCUCAAAUAGAAAUUUAUUCAUUUUAUUUCUCAGAGAGCCCUUCUGUAGCCACAGUCUUCAUAUUUCCCACCGUCAUUUUCUGACUGCAGUGGUUUGUGUGGCUGUGGAAGCGCAGCCAACCUACUGUUCCUCUGCUAACCUACGCUCCACAGGACAGCGUCCAGAGGAGCGUCCAACGCUACCAUUCCUUUAGGCCACUUCCGGGUGUUGCACAGAGACAUUAUGUAAAUAUUUCAACACGGCUGUUAUUGAUAGUAGCCUUCGUGCUAAUGUUUGUUGAAGCUAUCUCGGACCAUGACAAAAAUCUUGACUGUCAAUAGCAGACAAUGGCAGCAUAUUUCUUUGUGUAAUUUCAUCUGCAAUCGUAUGAUUGCAGUUACCAACCAGAAUACCUGUGAGUAUUGGGUAUAUACCUGUGAUCACCUAUGUGACUUAAAGACCUGCUGCACCUGUACUGGAAUAUGACAUCAGUAGUGUUGUGUAAGGCUUUUUAUUGUGAUCAAGUAUGCUCACCUGGGAUGAAAUGAUUAACUAGGUUACAGCUGGUCAUGCAUGGUCAGUUGGUUAGAAAGUACUUUUGGCCUUAAACCUAAUCCCUGUGAAUUUUGUUUGUGAUUACAGUGAAAAACUGUAAGCUGGGUUAAGGUCACUGCAGGGUCACUCACAACCCAUCCAUCCAGCACACUUCCACCCAUCUACCAUCAGUGUUAAAUCAAGUGCCUUAAUACAAAUGGCAUGACUCCCCAAAACACCUUCCUACACCAACACACCUUAUAGAGCUGCAGCCCAACCAUCAACUCCAAAUAUAUAUUUAUUUAUUUUUCAUUUAUUUCUAUUGGUUUCCCCUCUUCCUUUGUGUAAUAAACAAAAAGUGACAAACCAAA
Messenger RNA from Alosa alosa (allis shad), 4260 nucleotides. Its product is annotated as cGMP-dependent protein kinase 1-like. The record is from RefSeq and is a predicted model, not a curated record. Lineage: Eukaryota; Metazoa; Chordata; Actinopteri; Clupeiformes; Clupeidae. Gene Ontology annotation, biological process: protein phosphorylation. Gene Ontology annotation, molecular function: cGMP-dependent protein kinase activity; ATP binding.